CUGAAAAUAUUUCAUCUGAAAUUUCAGACUGGACAGACUCGCAGUGGCUUCUGAGCCAGUGAGAACGAGGCUGCCAAAGCAUGCUGGUGCCAAGCUGUUGGAUGAUGCACGUAGUCAGGCCAGUGGUGGUGCUCCUGUGCUUGCUACUCUGUGCUGAUGCUGAAACACCACCAAAGUUUACAAGAACACCUGUUGACCAGACAGGGGUUUCUGGAGGUGUCGCUUCAUUCAUCUGUCAAGCCACAGGAGACCCAAGACCUAAAAUUGUCUGGAACAAGAAGGGAAAGAAAGUCAGCAAUCAGAGAUUUGAGGUAAUAGAGUUUGAUGAUGGGUCUGGAUCAGUUCUCAGAAUACAACCACUGCGCACACCACGAGAUGAAGCUAUUUAUGAGUGCGUGGCUUCCAAUAGUGUCGGUGAAAUAAGUGUGUCCACAAGACUCACUGUUUUACGUGAGGACCAAAUUCCCCGUGGUUUCCCCACUAUUGAUAUGGGUCCCCAGCUGAAGGUGGUCGAACGAACUCGUACAGCUACCAUGUUAUGUGCAGCCAGUGGCAACCCUGAUCCUGAAAUAACUUGGUUCAAAGAUUUCUUACCUGUUGACACAAGCAACAACAAUGGCCGCAUCAAGCAAUUACGAUCAGGUGCCCUCCAAAUUGAACUGAGUGAAGAAUCUGACCAAGGCAAAUAUGAAUGUGUUGCAACCAACAGUGCGGGUACACGCUAUUCUGCCCCUGCCAAUCUAUAUGUCAGAGUUCGACGGGUCCCACCAAGGUUCUCGAUCCCCCCCACCAAUCAUGAGAUCAUGCCUGGCGGGAGUGUAAAUAUCACGUGUGUUGCAGUGGGGUCACCAAUGCCAUAUGUGAAAUGGAUGCUAGGAGCAGAAGAUUUGACACCUGAGGAUGAUAUGCCAAUAGGGAGAAACGUCCUUGAGCUUAACGAUGUCAGGCAGUCUGCAAACUAUACUUGUGUUGCUAUGUCUACCCUUGGUGUUAUAGAAGCAAUAGCACAGAUAACUGUCAAAGCCUUACCUAAACCUCCUGGAACACCUGUGGUGACAGAAAGCACAGCAACAAGCAUAACAUUGACUUGGGACUCUGGAAAUCCUGAGCCAGUUUCUUACUACAUAAUCCAGCACAAGCCCAAGAACUCUGAAGAGCCAUAUAAAGAAAUUGAUGGUGUUGCCACAACACGCUAUAGUGUGGCUGGACUAAGCCCAUAUUCAGAGUAUGAAUUUCGGGUAGUCGCUGUAAAUAACAUUGGGCGAGGGCCACCCAGUGAGCCUGUGUCAACAAGGACUUCAGAGCAAGCACCUUCAAGUGCACCACGCAAUGUACAGGCCCGUAUGUUGAGCUCUACCACCAUUUUGGUACAGUGGGAAGAACCUGAGGAACCUAAUGGACAAAUACAAGGUUACAGAGUUUAUUAUACUAUGGACCCUACUCAACAUGUCAACAGCUGGCUGAAACACAAUGUGGCUGAUAGCCAUAUCACUACUAUUGGGAAUCUUGUGCCCCAGAAAACAUACUCUGUGAAGGUUCUUGCUUUUACUUCUGUUGGGGACGGACCACUUUCCAGUGACAUUCAAGUCAUCACUCAAACAGGAGUCCCUGGUCAGCCAUUGAACUUCAAGGCAGAACCUGAGUCUGAAACAAGCAUAUUACUUUCCUGGACACCUCCACGUUCUGAUACUAUUUCCAGCUAUGAAUUGGUUUACAAAGACGGGGAACAUGGGGAGGAGCACCGGGUUUCCACUGAACCUACUACAUCUUAUCGUCUCCAAGGCCUGAAGCCAAAUAGCCUGUACUUAUUUCGUCUAGCAGCACGUUCUCCACAGGGACUGGGUGCUUCAACAGCAGAAAUCUCAGCAAGAACCAUGCAGUCAAAGCCAUCUGCUCCUCCUCAAGAUAUUAGUUGCACAAGUCCCAGCUCCACUAGCAUUUUGGUAAGUUGGAAACCUCCACCUGUGGAAAACCAGAAUGGCAUUAUCACUGCAUACUCCAUCAAGUACGUUGAGAUUGAUGGAGAAGAUGUCAAACCCCAUGAAAUUUUGGGAAUUUCCUCGGACAGUACCCAAUACCUUUUGGAACAGCUGGAAAAAUGGACUGAGUACCGGAUCUCUGUGACCGCCCACACUGAUGUUGGACCUGGCCCAGAGAGCUUAGCAGUAUUGAUUCGCACAGAUGAAGAUGUUCCUAGUGGUCCUCCUCGCAAAGUCGAGGUAGAGGCUGUCAACUCUACUGCUGUUAAAGUGUCAUGGCGCUCACCUGUACCCAAUAAGCAGCAUGGUCAGAUUCGAGGAUACCAGGUCCACUAUGUAAGAAUGGAAAAUGGAGAGCCAAGGGGUCAGCCCAUGCUGAAGGACAUCAUGCUGGCUGAUGCACAGGAAAUGAUAAUUUCUGGACUUCAGCCUGAUACUACAUACUCCUUCACUGUAACAGCCUACACAACAAAAGGUGAUGGAGCACGCAGCAAGCCCAAACUUGUAUCUACUACUGGUGCAGUUCCAGGCAAACCUCGUCUUGUGAUUAGCCACACACAGAUGAAUACAGCUCUAAUUCAGUGGCACCCUCCUGUGGACACCUUUGGCCCGCUGCAGGGUUACCGCCUGAAAUUUGGUCGCAAGGAUGUGGAUACAUUUACGACCAUGGAGUUCUCAGAAAAGGAAGAUCACUUCACAGCUACAGACAUUCACAAAGGAGCUUCUUACGUCUUCAGGCUGUCAGCUAGAAAUAAAGUGGGCUUUGGGGAGGAGAUGGUUAAAGAGAUUUCUAUUCCUGAAGAAGUACCCAGUGGAUUUCCUCAAAAUCUCCACUCAGAAAGCUCUACUUCUACAUCAGUUCAAUUAACUUGGCAGAUGCCACUGUUGGCAGAGAGAAAUGGCAUUAUCACCAAAUACACCAUCUUGUACAGAGAUAUCAAUGUUGCUUACCAACCAGUAGAACUCCCUGUUGUUCCUGCUGAUACCACUAUGACACUUUCUGGCUUAAAACCAGAUACCACAUAUGAUGUAAAAGUACGUGCCCACACAAGCAAAGGGCCUGGUCCAUAUAGUCCAAGUGUCCAGUUCAGGACACUACCCGUGGAUCAAGCAGUGUUUGCAAAAAAUUUUCAUGUUAAAGCAGUAAUGAAGACUUCAGUUUUACUGUCUUGGGAGAUUCCAGAAAACUACAACUCAGCUUUACCUUUCAAAAUCCUUUAUGAUGACGGCAAAAUGGUGAUGGAGGUUGAUGGACGUGCUACUCAAAAACUGAUCACUAACUUGAAGCCAGAGACAUCGUAUUCAUUUGUGCUGACAAACAGAGGGAACAGUGCUGGAGGUCUUCAGCACAGAGUGACAGCAAAGACUGCACCAGAUGUGCUUCGCACCAAGCCAGUCUUCAUUGGAAAAACAAACUUAGAUGGCAUGAUAACUGUGGAACUUCCAGAAGUACCAUCAAAUGAGAAUAUAAAAGGCUAUUACAUAGUUAUUGUGCCUUUGAAGAGAUCUCGUGGCAAAUUUAUCAAACCAUGGGAAAGUCCAGAUGAAAUGGAAUUAGAUGAGCUGCUUAAGGAGAUAGCUAGGAAACGCAGAAGCAUUCGUUUUGGGAGGGAAGCUGAAUUAAAGCCGUAUAUUGCAGCUCACUUUGAAGUUCUUCCUACGGAGUUCACACUAGGGGAUAAGAAGCAUUAUGGUGGCUUUGAGAAUAAACAACUGCAAACUGGUCAAGAAUAUGUCUUCUUUGUGUUGGCUGUAAUGGAGCACUCAGAAUCUACUAUGUAUGCAACCAGUCCAUAUUCUGAUCCAGUUGUGUCCAUGGAUCUCGAUCCCCAACCAAUUACAGAUGAGGAAGAAGGCUUGAUCUGGGUUGUAGGACCAGUUCUUGCAGUGGUAUUUAUCAUCUGUAUUGUUAUAGCGAUACUUCUUUAUAAAAGGAAGAGAGCCGAAUCUGAUUCUAGAAAGAGCAGCAUACCCAACAGCAAGGAAGUCCCUUCUCACCAUCCUACAGACCCUGUGGAGCUGCGACGCCUUAAUUUUCAAACUCCAGCUUUGAGCAGUAAUUCAGUCCCCUACGCCUCCCUGAUUGGCUCUGUGUCCUCCCUCUCUAGCCAAACUACCACUCAGUCCUUAUAUGAUAAUAACUCUCUCCCACGAUUCGCUCGAAAAGGUAUGGCCAGUCACCCCCCAAUACCUAUCUUGGAACUUGCAGAUCAUAUUGAAAGACUGAAAGCAAAUGACAAUUUGAAGUUCUCACAGGAAUAUGAGUCUAUUGACCCCGGUCAACAGUUUACAUGGGAACACUCUAACCUGGAAGUAAACAAACCAAAGAACAGAUAUGCAAAUGUAAUUGCAUAUGACCAUUCUCGUGUUCUACUCUCAGCAAUUGAAGGCAUACCAGGCAGUGACUAUAUCAAUGCCAACUACAUAGAUGGAUACAGAAAGCAGAAUGCAUAUAUAGCAACACAAGGGGCAUUGCCAGAAACCUUUGGAGACUUUUGGAGAAUGAUGUGGGAGCAACGUGGUGCAACUGUUGUCAUGAUGACAAAAUUGGAGGAGAGGUCCCGGGUGAAGUGUGAUCAGUACUGGCCAAGCAGAGGCACAGAAACUUAUGGACUCAUCCAAGUGACCCUUUUAGACACGGUUGAAUUGGCAACAUACUGUGUUCGUACAUUUGCACUUUACAAGAAUGGUUCAAGUGAGAAAAGGGAAGUGAGGCAAUUCCAGUUCACUGCCUGGCCUGACCAUGGUGUUCCAGAACACCCAACACCAUUCUUAGCUUUCCUGAGACGUGUCAAGACCUGUAACCCACCUGAUGCUGGUCCGAUGGUAGUGCAUUGCAGGUAACCUCAGAAUAUCUUUAAUGUCAAGAUUAUUGCGUUCUGGUUUAUUGCAGAUGAAAACAUGAUCUUCACUUGUAAAGAGUUUGUCAAAAAUAUAGUUACACUGAAAAUGAUAGAACAGAGUAUGGCACUGCCAAGCUAGAUGGGCUGAAAAUAUUUCCUUUGGUUUGUACAAGGGAAAUUAAUUUUAGAAUAUCUGAGGUUCUGCAGAGUGAACAGGUGACUUUAGUCUGUAUCUCUGUAGAUACAGAAGUAUCUAUUUUACAGAUCAUGGCAUGAAAAGGAAAGAGGAUCCUGCUGGUUUAAGAGGCUGCAGAAAACAUGUUCUGAAAAAUAAAACAGCUUUUGAAAUUAUGAUUUACAUCGUGAAGGAAAGUAAAUGACAUGAAAAUUAACAAUGUUAAACUGUAACUUUUACUGAAAAUAGGUAGAAACUUUGAUCUAUUUUCAAGGUUAACUUCUUGAGAACUGUGAGGACAUGGAAUGGCAAAAGCCAUAUAUGGAGAACAGACUGAACUCAG
Messenger RNA from Phasianus colchicus (ring-necked pheasant), 5340 nucleotides. The record is from RefSeq and is a predicted model, not a curated record. Lineage: Eukaryota; Metazoa; Chordata; Aves; Galliformes; Phasianidae.